Vavraia culicis subsp. floridensis is the source of this 462-nucleotide messenger RNA. RefSeq lists its product as uncharacterized. The transcript has a single exon. Bases 1 to 462 code for a protein of 153 amino acids. The record is from RefSeq and is a predicted model, not a curated record. NCBI's taxonomy places the organism in Eukaryota, Fungi, Microsporidia, Pleistophoridae.
AUGACAAUUCGACUACUAAUUGGUGCUAUGAUUCGAACUUGGCAGGUUGUUACGGGCAGAGGAGAGAGCCGUCUGUGUCACAAAAGACUGAUCCAGAUAGACCAUCUUCUUCCCAUGUUCCAUUCAAUUUGUCUGUUACUGAGCCUCAAUCCCCAUCCUUUGACCGUUAUUCCGCAUAUUGUCAUAGAAACGGUCAGCCAUCCUGUUCUUCCUCUCAUGUACCCACAGAUUAUCACCAUUCCCAAUCCUCUGUUUCAGCUCGAAAAUCGCCUCCACCACGUCCUCCGCCUCCUUCUAAGUUUCACGCUACCCAUCACCAUUCCCAAUCCUCAUUUCCUGCCCAAAAACCGCUCCCUCCGCUUCCUCAUACAGAGACCAGCUACCAUUCUCAAUCCUCUUUUCCCACCCAAAAACCACACAAUCCACUCUUUAAUAAUAGCUCUUAGCUCCAUCUUUGCUUGA